This is a messenger RNA of Henningerozyma blattae CBS 6284, 756 nucleotides long. It is a transcript of the gene RIM9, whose product is annotated as Rim9p. The record is from RefSeq and is a predicted model, not a curated record. The transcript has a single exon. Gene Ontology annotation, cellular component: plasma membrane; cell division site; growing cell tip. Lineage: Eukaryota; Fungi; Ascomycota; Saccharomycetes; Saccharomycetales; Saccharomycetaceae. Bases 1 to 756 code for a protein of 251 amino acids.
AUGUUUGGAAUUAAUAGAAAUUAUAAAAUCAUCUUUAUGAUAAUUGCGAUAACAUAUGGUAUGGUUCUGCAAAUAUUGUCAAAUAUCACAGUGCCAGUAACGCAUCGUUUUUGGCUAUCUUCAUACCGAGGAAUUACAUUUGGGGUAUAUGGGUGGUGUGUAAGGACACCUCCUUCUAAUAAAUGGUUUUGUAGUGACAUUAAAUUAGGUUAUGAAACCAAUUCAACCGUAUGGGAUGAAUACAUUCAAAUCCCAUCAAACACCGAUAAAGCUGUUUCACGUUUAUUAGUUGUACACUCAAUAUCGGCAAUUAUUUCUAUUUUCAUGUUUAUUUUAUUUAUACCUAUCAAACAUUUCUACUAUUCCACAACUUAUAUUUUACUAUUAGGCAUUAUUUGUGUAUUUUGCUAUAUCUUUUCAUUAUUAAGUUUUUUGGUUGAUAUAUUAAUUUUCUUUUCCUCUUUAAGUUGGCUAGGUUGGAUUAAUCUAAGUUGUCCCAUUAUUUAUGCUAUUUGUUCGUCAAAUUUAUGGUUGAUGAGAAGAACAGCAAUAAUAAGGAAAUAUGAGAUGGAAAGUCGAAUGAGAGAUGAUGAACAUAAUAAAUUUUACAAUGUAGAAAUAUACUCAAUGGCGGAUAAUGUUAAGGAUAGUACAAAUAAGAACUCAGAUGAGAACGAUUAUUUUAAAAAUGAUGAUGGAAUUACUGUAGGGGUACCGCUAGUCAGACAUGAUACAGUUACACUAGAAAUGGAGUAA